AUGGCAUCGUUAUCGCGAUCGAUACUCGCAUUAUUCAACAGGUUCAAAAAAAUCCUACAAGAAACUCGCGUCUACGCGAGCAAGUUCAAAAACAAGCUCAAAAACAAGUCCACGAGCGAAUCCGAGCCGAAGAGCAAACGUCUGCUCGAGCGGUACGAGGAGAAGCUAGUGAAGUACUACCUGAAAAAAUUCCCUACCCUAUUCCACAUCUGCUAUGACCCCGUCGGUACACACCGCAAAGCGCGAACGGCCUUUGGAUUCCUCCUGGGCUCGGUUUUGGGACUUUUCCUCUACACCUUUAUCAUCAAGGAUCUGCAAUUAAACCCGUACACCAGCCUAAUCUGCGGGACCGCGUUCACCGCCGGACUGUCCCUCGGAUGCGCAUUGUCUCUUCACUUCCGAUGCGUCUGUCUGCUGACUAUUCCGGGCUUCUUCGGCCGAGCCGGUCGCAGCGUUCUGAAGGCCCUGGUGCUCGGCUACAUAAUCGCAGGACCGGUCUUCAACCUGACCUACAACGCCAAAGAGGUCAUGCGCAGUUUUGCCUGCAGCGGCCAGCUCACCUUCAACCUGACCAAGACCAAGUACGACCUGAUGUUCAGGCCGUUCCACCAGGCCGUGACGAACAUGCAAGAGAGCGCGGGCGAGAUAAAGCGAACGCUGUCGUCGGUGGGCGAGAUGAUCGAGCCGAUCUCCCGGGAAAUCGAGGACGAGGACGAGCUCGAGAAGCUCGAGGAGGAGAACGAUCGGCUGGACGAGCUCCAGGGGGAGAGCGACAGACGCAGCCAGGAGAUCCGAGAUAAGGCGGACAAAGAGAUCGAGCAAGCCGAGACCGAGGCCGAGUACUACGAAGCCAAGUAUCGCGAGAAAAUCACGGCCCGCUGCGAGCAGCAGCUCAGCCACGGCUCCGAGAGAUGCAGAGAGUCGUUCGGCAAGGCGUACGACCAGUGCUACGAGACGGUCACCUGGAUCGCCGCCUGGAUGCUGUGCUGGCCCAUGAAGCUCACCUUCGUGUGCAACCUGGUGCAGGCACUCGGCGGCAGGAAGAUCUGCAAUCCCGACGGGAAGAUCGACGUCGGGAUCGGCGAAGGAUACGCCAGCCUUUUAGAAACGCGGGACAAGCUGAACGAGAGCCUGAAGGACGUCAAGGUCAACGUGAAAAUGAGCCCGAAGCAAGUGAUGGUCGGUGUGAGCGACGCUGCUCGCGUCGCCGCGGGGGUGAUGCGCGACUUCGAGGCCCGCAAGCGAUUCUUCGACGGCCUCGUGACCUUCAUAAAGCGCUGCCUCUCGGUCAUCUUCGUAAAGAUCCUGCUCGACGCCUCGAGGUACCAGUACAGGUACCUUCGCGACAUCGAGCACGACAACGUCUACAUGACGGCCUACUUCCGGAAGAUCGACGCCAGACGGAAAGCUCGGGGUAGUCUGACGCUGCUGCCGCUGAAGAAGCUCGAGAGGACCAAGCUCAUCGAUCCUUACGCCUGGGAGCAGAGCAGGACGGAGCGCAGGAACUUGUUCGGGCAGACGGCCAAGCUUCUGCUGGAAGUCAUCACCGCCUCGAUGUUCGUCAUUCUGGACAGACUGCUCUUCGAGAUUCUCGACGUCGUAAGGAGUCACGCGCGCCUCGAAAUCACCCAAGAAGGUCACCACGACAUGUCGCUCGAGAUCCUCGGGGCCGGAGUGGUAGCCAAGAUGGUCCGCGGAUUAGUCAAGGGCUUCAACGUGAAGCGUCGCAUCAAGAACUUCGUCACCAACGAAGCCUGUCUUCCUCGAGCGAGUCGUCUUCCCGGUUCCAUCCUCUUCCGCAUCUACGGCAGUUACCUGGCUGUCUGGCUGAUGCUCCUCUGCCAGGCUUACAGCCAACGUCUCCGUCGCUCCAUCUCAGCCUUCUUCUACCGCAAACGCGAGAAGCGCCGCGUGCUCUACCUCUACAACGAGACGCUGCGCCGUCGCCUAGGCUUCCUGCGAUUCGCGCGAGCUCGAGUGGCUAAACUCGCUCGGGCGCACCAGCUCGAGCCCGAGUCCAGGCCUUUCCUCACGGCCAGGCUCAGGUGGCCCAAGUACUUCUCAUGGCUGCAGAGGUUCGCCUGCUCCAGGCGCCGAUGCGUCGUCUGCGGGGAAACCGAGCCCAGAAGUGGUCCGGAACACAGGCUGUGCCAGACGCCGGAGUGCUUCGCCGUCUACUGCGAGGAGUGCUGGACCGACGUAGGACAGGUCUGUCUCGCUUGCGAUCGGCUGCAGGACAGCUCCGCAGCCGAGGAAACGGCCGUCGAGACCGAGUACGACGAGGACGACGACUGA
Messenger RNA from Nasonia vitripennis (jewel wasp), 2295 nucleotides. RefSeq names its product DC-STAMP domain containing 1 (gene Dcst1). Gene Ontology annotation, cellular component: membrane. The record is from RefSeq and is marked inferred. Bases 1 to 2295 code for a protein of 764 amino acids. NCBI's taxonomy places the organism in Eukaryota, Metazoa, Arthropoda, Insecta, Hymenoptera, Pteromalidae. The transcript is spliced from 6 exons.